Molecule: messenger RNA, 3312 nt
Organism: Equus caballus (horse)
Lineage: Eukaryota; Metazoa; Chordata; Mammalia; Perissodactyla; Equidae
Source: RefSeq, a predicted model, not a curated record
CUGUGUACUCUUGGACUUUCCACAGUGAAAGUUGUAAUGAGAGUCUCCCUUUCUCAAUAUAUUCCUCUGUGUCAAGAACACUAAGAAAGUCAGCAUGAAUACUACAGGGAAGGUUAUCAGGUGCAGAGCAGCUAUACACUGGAAGCCUGGUGCACCACUUGCCAUUGAGGAAAUAGAAGUGGCCCCACCAAAGGCAAAGGAAGUUCGCAUAAAGAUCGUGGCCACGGGGCUCUGUGGUACAGAGAUGAAAAUGUUGGCGAAUCCAAACUCUCACAACAACUAUCCCAUCAUUUUGGGCCAUGAAGGGGCUGGAAUAGUCGAGAGUGUGGGACAAGGAGUGAGCACGGUGAAAACAGGGGAUAAAGUUAUCACACUCUUUCUACCACAGUGUGGAGAAUGUGCCUCUUGCCUUAAUCCUGGGGGCAAUUUUUGUGUACAAUUCAAACAAUCAAAAACCGGCCUGAUGUCUGAUGGUACCAGCAGGUUUACCUGCAAAGGAAAACCAGUAUAUCACUUUGGGAAUACAAGCACCUUUUCCGAAUACACAGUGAUAAAAGAAAUCUCGGUUACCAAGAUUGAUGCAGUCGCACCUCUGGAGAAGGUCUGCCUCAUUAGCUGUGGUUUUUCCACGGGCUAUGGUGCUGCAAUCACUACAGCCAAGGUGACCCCAGGCUCCAGCUGUGCUGUGUUUGGCCUUGGAGGAGUAGGCCUGUCUGUUAUCAUGGGCUGUAAAGCAGCAGGAGCAGCCAGGAUCAUUGGGGUGGACAUCAACAAAGACAAAUUUGAGAAAGCAAAGGAAGUGGGUGCCACUGACUGCAUCAACCCUCAGGACUUCGAGAAACCCAUCCAGGAAGUUUUAUUUGAUAUGACAGGUGCUGGUGUGGAAUUUUGCUUUGAGGCCAUUGGAAAUCCAGCAACUGUGGCCGCUGCCCUCGCCUCCUGCCACGAGAGCCAUGGGGUCUGCGUGAUUGUUGGGCUCCUGGCUGCUGGUACCCAGCUCAACAUCAGUGGCUGGUUGUUCUUCUCAGGACGUUCUUUGAAGGGGUCUGUUUUUGGAGGCUGGAAAAGCAGAGAGAACGUCUCUAAACUGGUUUCUGAUUACAUGGCAAAGAAGUUUAAUCUAGAUCCACUAAUUACCCAUACUCUGAAUCUUGAUAAAAUCAAUGAAGCAGUUGAAUUAAUGAAAACCGGAAAAUGCAUACACUGUGUCCUGUUCCUUUAAGUACAAUGUAACGUAUGCAAGAUCUGCAGUGUAAUGUAUGCAAGAUUUCACCAGCUAAAUUGCAUUCUGUAUUAUUUUCGUGACUUAGAAGAAUUACCCACACGACGCUGUUUCUCUUUUCUUGCCUCUGACUCAUUCAGGAGCGGGCAGCUCAUAUCCGGCUUCUGCCCUCACCACUUCAUCGAAAUUGUUCUUAUCUGACCCAGUGUCACCCAGGGUCGUCCUCCCUUGUACAGCUAGAUUCAGGCUGACUGAAUCACUCAAUUGCAGACCCUUCAAACAAACAAAGUCAACGAGGAGACUCCCAUUUUCAUGGCUGCCUCCAGCUCUGGGCUCCUGGAUCCUUGCACACUGUGUCUCUCCCAUCCCCUGAGGCUCCGUCCACUUCACACCAAAGAAACGAAACUCGCCAGUCAUGAGUUUACUGAACAUCCACAUUGAAGCUGAUGGAAGAGGAGGGUCUUCAUUACAUCAACUUCAAUACAUUCCGGUUGAACAUAAGUAUUGCAUUCUUGAUACAACUCACCCCAGGGAAACUUCUGGUAUUUCGUCUUACAUAACCCAGCGUCAAACCCUCACUUCUAAUAUCUCUAUGGAGCUCACCUCGUCACUCCUGGAUUAGCAAAGGAACUUCAAAUUCUUCCUCAGUUGGCCGGGACAAUUUAGCCCUCAGCAGUUCUUAUUACCUGGCUUCAUCACUAAGCCAUCUAGGGAUUCAGCAUAAAAAAAACAGGGCAGGGGCAGGGCAGAGACUUGAGUAUUGUUAUUUGUCAAGAUCCACUCCCUAGGAGGCAGUUGGGGUAUUAAACAACAAAACUGCUUUUUAUUCCACUCUCCACAGAGGGAGGGGAUAAUUGCGUAGUCCCUUACUAAUGUGUCCCAUAGAAUCUUUCCUCCAAGAAGAGGAUGAGGGAAACACAAGAUCCAGUGGUGAUUUGCGGCGUCCAGUCCUUCUCCUCAAGCCCCCUGCCUCUCCACCCAAGCCCCUCUUAAUUCUCCUCGAACCAGGAUUCCCACAGCCUGCUUGGCAUAUGACUUUCUUCCCUAUCCCCUAGACAUAGAGGGUCUCAUCCCAACCCUCUCCCCCCAUCCACAUGACAGGAGCCCCCUUCCUAGUCAAAGACUCUUCUCCUCAGCUUGGACUCCCCUAGAUCUGAAGCCACUGGAUCAGACAGGGAACCUCACGUGUCAGCAGACUUUGUCAGACCUUGGGAGACCAGGAAGUGGAAUGUCAUCUUUUCUACCUAAACCCAGUAGCUUUAGGAUUUAAGGUUGGCCACAAAGGUGGGCUCCAUCCUCAGCUUCUCUCUCCAUCUUGGCUAUCACGUGGUGUUAAGGAGCUCUUGUGAGGCUCUGAUUCUGAACUGAGAAGAAGCAGCAAUAGGCAGGCACACUGUCUUUCCCUUCAGGCUGUCUGCCUCCUGCAAAUAGAGGGGACAGGCGCUAUCAAACCUAUUCAUUCUCUUCCAAGCUAUGCCACCAAUGGGAGCAGGGACUCUCCCUCAGUGGGUUCAACUCCUAGCCUCCCAGAGCGCUUUAAGUCCUAAUGAGAGAACCGGUAACUAUGCAAGGGAAGAAAUAAUUAUCUGAAAUGCCAACUAAUGGAUUUGGGGGCGGGGUGCCUGAUGAGUUACUCUCAACUCUUGGCACAACCAUGGUUGUCCUCAGGGUCUUUUCUCCUCCCACUAGAAACAGAAAACGGGUUGUGUAUUCUCUUCAAUGUGUUCCCCGCGUUAGAAUCAGAGAGGGGCCCUGGAUCUUUGUGGGCUGCCACUCAUCAUAAAGAGCAUUUUGACAAAAACAGAAGACUCAGAAGCUUCUGUCAGGGAUGCUGCUUCUAACAAGGAAGUGACACUUUCUUCCUCCAUCUUCCCAAGUCUGAGCUGCAACUUCCAUGCCCAACACUGCUCAGCUCUUCUAUUCCCUGAGGGCCGCUGAGGCAUCCUCCUGUUCUGCCUCCAAAAUUAGUCUUACUACAGUAAGAUCUUGGAGAAGUCUUUGGGUCUUGGGAAGUCUGAGUUUGCCCAACAAUGUUUCGCUGUAAACUGUGCCCGCACUUUGAUCCAGUAAAGCCCGAUUCUUUAAGCUAC